Staurois parvus is the source of this 963-nucleotide messenger RNA. Lineage: Eukaryota; Metazoa; Chordata; Amphibia; Anura; Ranidae. The record is from the annotation of a GenBank genome assembly.
AUGAUUGACGCAAAUGAAACAUCAGUUACGGAAUUUAUUCUUUUAGGAUUUUCUGGCAUUAAAAAUAUAAAGCUUCUUUUGUUUGGUGUAUUUUUGUUUAUUUAUAUUAUCACUUUCUCAGGAAAUAUUGUUAUUGUUACUGUUGUUUACGUCAACCUACAACUGCAUACACCAAUGUAUUUCUAUUUAGUUAACUUGUCAUUUUUGGAGAUUUUUUACACCACUAAUAUUAUUCCUAGGAUGUUAUUUAACAUAAUGACAGAUAACAAUAUUGUGUCUUUCUUAGAAUGCAUUGCCCAGUUAUAUUUUUUUGGUUCUCUGGGUUCAACUGAAUGCUUUCUUUUGGGAGUGAUGGCCUAUGACAGAUAUCUUGCUAUUUGCAAUCCAUUAAGGUAUAUGAGUAUAAUGAGCAAAAAGGCUUGUGUUUGUAUGUCAUUAAUUGUCUGGACAUUUGGAUUUUCAAGUUCUGCUUUUCAUUCAUUGAGCACUUUAUGGUUGUCCUUUUGUGGUCCAAAAGAAAUCAAUCAUUUUUUCUGUGAAGUUCCACAAGUUCUAGCACUAUCCUGCACAGAUACAACACUAAACAAACAAGUACUUAUAGCUACAGAUCUUGUAUUAGGACUCAUUUGUAUUAUUCUUAUUUUUAUAUCCUAUAUGUUUAUAAUUGCUGCUAUAUUAAAUAUCCGAUCAAGGGAAGGAAAAAAGAAAGCAUUUUCUACCUGUGCUUCUCAUCUUGCUGUUGUGCUUUUAUUUUAUGGAACAUUAAUUUUUGCUUACUUUAAACCAUCAGAAGAAUCAAACAAUAUGGACAAAGAAAUUGCUGUGUUUUACACAGUUGUCAUACCAUUGUUGAACCCUAUUUUGUACAGUUUAAGAAACAAAGAGGUAAAAGCGUCUGUUGAAAAGAUGAUUUUAAGAAAAAUUAUGUUGAGCAUUAAAUCCAACUCUGUAUUAUCAAGUUAG